Messenger RNA from Cottoperca gobio, 1909 nucleotides. RefSeq names its product solute carrier family 23 member 1 (gene slc23a1). Gene Ontology annotation, molecular function: transmembrane transporter activity. Gene Ontology annotation, biological process: transmembrane transport. The coding region runs from base 65 to 1894 and encodes 609 amino acids. Gene Ontology annotation, cellular component: membrane. Lineage: Eukaryota; Metazoa; Chordata; Actinopteri; Perciformes; Bovichtidae. The record is from RefSeq and is a predicted model, not a curated record. The transcript is spliced from 14 exons.
UUAUCUUCUGGACUUUCACCUGAAGCUCUGCAGUUUGUUAUGGUCAAUCCCGGCAGCAGGACGAAUGGACGAUGACAAGAGCCACGAUUACCAGGCAGAGGGGCGGAACCACAAGAACAAUGUGGUUAACCUGCCAAUGGAAGAUGACAGAAAUAAUAGACAGCCAAUAGGAUCGCAGGGGGCGGGGUCCGACAUGAUUUACACCAUUGAAGACGUCCCACCCUGGUAUCUGUGCAUUCUACUGGGAUUACAGCACUACCUGACGUGUUUUAGCGGCACUGUGGCGGUGCCUUUUCUUCUGGCCGAGGCCAUGUGCAUCGGUCGAGACCAAAACACCAUCAGUCAGCUGGUCGGCACCAUCUUCACCACCGUCGGAAUCACAACCCUGAUCCAGACCACCGUAGGAGUCCGGCUUCCUCUGUUUCAGGCCAGUGCGUUUGCGUUCCUGAUUCCUGCACAAGCAAUCCUUGGUCUGGACCGCUGGAAGUGUCCCAGUGAAGAGGAGAUUUAUGGGAACUGGAGUCUUCCACUCAACACGUCACACAUCUGGCAACCGCGCAUCAGAGAGAUCCAGGGGGCUAUCAUUGUGUCUAGUUCUAUGGAGCUUGUGAUUGGUCUGUGCGGGUUGCCAGGUUUGCUGCUGGAAUACAUCGGCCCGCUCACCAUCACUCCAACUGUCUCACUGAUCGGCCUGUCUGUCUUCACCACAGCUGGAGAAAGAGCCGGGUCCCACUGGGGCCUUUCAGCGCUGUGUAUUUUUCUUAUUGUGCUGUUUUCUCAGUACCUGAGAACGACAUCACUUCCUGUCCCUGUUUACAGCAGAAAGAAAGGCCUAACCUCCACCAGAGUCCAAAUCUUCAAAAUGUUUCCUAUUAUCCUCGCCAUCAUGACCGUCUGGCUCGUCUGCUACAUCCUCACUUUGACCGACCUGCUGCCGAGCAACCCCGAGCGCUACGGACACAAGGCCCGGACCGACGCCCGCGGAGACAUCAUGGCUUCAUCCCCCUGGUUCAGAGUCCCCUACCCCUGCCAGUGGGGGUUACCGGUGGUAACUGUUGCCGGGGUGUUGGGGAUGCUUAGUGCCACCAUGGCGGGCAUCGUGGAGUCGAUUGGUGAUUAUUACGCCUGUGCUCGCCUGUCUGGAGCCGCACCCCCUCCGGUCCACGCCAUUAACAGGGGAAUCUUCACUGAAGGUGUCUGCUGCAUCAUCGCUGGUCUGUUAGGGACAGGAAACGGCUCCACCUCCUCCAGUCCAAAUAUAGGUGUGCUGGGCAUCACCAAGGUAGGCAGCAGGCGGGUGGUGCAGUACGGAGCUGGUAUCAUGUUAAUAUUGGGAUCCAUCGGGAAAUUCACAGCUCUGUUCGCCUCGCUGCCAGACCCGAUCCUCGGAGGAAUGUUCUGCACGCUGUUCGGUAUGAUCACAGCAGUCGGUCUCUCUAACCUGCAGAUGGUAGAUUUGAAUUCGUCCAGAAAUCUUUUUGUUCUCGGUUUCUCAAUGUUCUUUGGUCUGACUCUGCCGGCGUACCUGGACACACACCCCACCUCCAUCAACACAGGUGUUGCAGAGCUGGAUCAGAUCCUGACGGUUCUUCUAUCAACGGAGAUGUUUGUUGGAGGUUUUCUGGCUUUUUGUCUCGACAACACAAUACCAGGCUCCAGACAGGAACGGGGGUUAGUGGAGUGGAGGUCGUCCUCGUCCUCGUCCUCCUACGAUCUUCCUCUGGGGAUGGACGCCAUCAGACGCACUCGCUGCCUCAGGUGGUUUCCCAUCAGCCCCUCCUUCACAGGUUUCUGGGCAUCUGCCACCCCCCCGCCACUCGAGGGGGAGGAAAGAGGAACGGAGGGAGCUGCUGACGUCCACCUGCCCUGUACUGAGCAGGAAUCGAACCUGUGACGUGAUUGACGUGCU